Molecule: messenger RNA, 1188 nt
Organism: Neomonachus schauinslandi (Hawaiian monk seal)
Lineage: Eukaryota; Metazoa; Chordata; Mammalia; Carnivora; Phocidae
Gene: EMC8
Product: ER membrane protein complex subunit 8
Exons: 5
Coding region: 250-882 (210 amino acids)
Cellular component (GO): EMC complex
Source: RefSeq, a predicted model, not a curated record
UUUACGGCGGCGCACGGCCAGAGGCGCGAGUGGAGAGUGAGGCGGGCGAGUCGGCUUCUCCCAAGCGGGAGUCGGUGUGCGAGGAGCCCAGCCCGUAGCUGGGCCGGGCCUGUGUGGGCCUCCACCGGCCGCAGGGCCGCGCCGGGCAGCCGUCGCCUCGUCCCGCUUCUCCGCUGAGGCGCCGCGCGGCCGGGCGGGGAUCCAGGCCUCAGCCGGCGCCAGGGCCUCCGGGGCCCUGCGGGGCUCAGCAUGCCCGGGGUGAAGCUGACCACCCAGGCUUACUGCAAGAUGGUGCUGCACGGCGCCAAGUACCCCCACUGCGCCGUCAACGGACUGCUGGUGGCCGAGAAGCAGAAGCCGCGCAAGGAGCACCUGCCCCUGGGCGGCCCGGGCGCCCACCACACCCUCUUCGUGGACUGUAUCCCCCUUUUCCACGGCACCCUGGCCCUCGCCCCCAUGCUGGAGGUGGCCCUUACCCUGAUUGAUUCAUGGUGCAAAGAUAAUAGCUAUGUGAUUGCCGGUUAUUAUCAAGCUAAUGAACGAGUCAAGGAUGCUAGUCCAAACCAGGUCGCAGAAAAGGUGGCCUCCAGAAUCGCCGAGGGCUUCAGCGAUACGGCUCUCAUCAUGGUAGACAACACUAAGUUUACGAUGGACUGCGUGGUGCCUACGAUCCAUGUGUACGAACACCAUGAAAACCGAUGGCGGUGCAGGGACCCACACUAUGAUUACUGUGAAGACUGGCCAGAGGCCCAGAGGAUCUCAGCGUCACUCCUGGACAGCCGGUCCUACGAAACACUUGUGGAUUUUGAUAACCACCUGGAUGACAUUCGGAAUGACUGGACAAACCCAGAGAUCAAUAAAGCUGUUCUGCAUCUGUGCUAGGGAGGGGUUUUAGUGACUGGUCUCUGGGCGUUUCCACUACACUGAAGAAGAAAGCUAUUUUUAAAUGUAAAUAAGAUCUCUCGUAGCCUGUGUGGGAAGCGGACAGUUAGCAGAGGUGGUUGUGCCCUGAUAGGGCAGAGUGUCCCUCACCAUCUUUCUAAUUCAGAGUCUCUAGAAGAGGUGCACACUGUCCCACCUGACCGUCCCGUGGAGUCCUUCCCAGUUAUAUGUUGCCCUAAUCCUCCAAAUCAAAGCUGUUUCUGCUUGUCUGAGAUUGUUCCUAUUAAACAGUUUUAACUAACCUUU